Messenger RNA from Symbiodinium necroappetens, 615 nucleotides. The record is from the annotation of a GenBank genome assembly. Lineage: Eukaryota; Dinophyceae; Suessiales; Symbiodiniaceae.
AUGGGCCGCUACACCUUCGGUCGGCUGCAUCUGCUGUUCCGAGGCUCUCCGGAGUAUGAGGCUGCUGCUGUCUCACCGCAUGCAUCACUCUCACCUCUGGUGCACAAGCACUUCGAGAUCCAGGACAUGGCUGGCCGGCGAGUCUUCCUUUCUGAGGCGCAGCUGGUGAUCGCCGAUCCAUUUGCCGAGGUUCAGCAGUGGCAUAUGGAUGCCGCAUCAGGACGAGGACUCUCCGUCUUCCUGCCCCUUCAGAAUGUGGCAGCAGAUCGGGGUCCGCAGGAGUUACUACCCGGGACACAUGCGCUGCACGACUACCGACGUGGCCUCCAAGAGAGAUGCCGGGACUGCUUCCGCAGCCUUUGCGCCACGCACGGCACAGUGAAGACCGCUGAAGGUGCUGAGGUUUGGUCGGCCGGUGAUGCGCUGGUCCUGGAUAGUGGUCUGCUGCACCGAGGCCUUGCAAACGACAGCUUGGGUGCUCCAGUGCCCAUGCUGGUCUUGAGAUACGACUUAGUGGACAAGCCUCCGCCAGGUUGCCGACGCAGCUGGCUGUUGGCCAUGUGCCAAGUCGGGCGCAGCUUAUCCUCGGUUUUCCGGCUCUACGCUUGGAUGUGA